Messenger RNA from Dentiscutata heterogama, 167 nucleotides. Lineage: Eukaryota; Fungi; Glomeromycota; Glomeromycetes; Diversisporales; Gigasporaceae. The record is from the annotation of a GenBank genome assembly.
CUAUUAAUAAAGCUUUAUAUCAACUUGAAAAAAAAUAUCAAAGCUUAAGUGAUUGUGUGUCAAAAGCUAUAUUUCUAUAUAAAAUUGAAGCUUUAGCUACUAAAGAAAAUAUAUUUCCAAAAGCGUUAUUAUAUAUUGAAUCUGAAAAACAAAUAUCUAUUAAAUAA